AAUAACAUUGUCGGAGUUUAAUCACAGUCAAAGUUUGACAAAUGGAACAAAUGUCUAAUGAGUUUUUCAAAUUUCAAGAUGUUGAAUAACAGCAGAAGAAACAUCAAUGGAGAUGUCAUGGCAAAUAUGGCUGCUUCACGAGCAGCAGCAACUUAUUUCGACAAGAUUGAGAGAUACGAACUGCAAGAAACACUCGCCACUUCUUCAUAUGAUUACCUCCUGUCUAUCGAGGAGACGAAAAUACCCGUUGAUCUGCCGAAAGGCUUGAUAACAAACAUGAACCUUCCUUCUGACUGUGAUAAGUGCUUGAUUUUGCUGCCUGUGGACGAAGAGGGUAUUGACAGUUUAGAACUUAGAGAAAUUCAUCAAAUAGUUCGAGAACUUGUGACUGGCAUAUAUGUCCUUAAUCAGACACCUUCAAUUCGUCUGGACGUUAACUAUGACGAGAGUACAUCGAUAACUCUACCACCUGCCUACUAUGACACAAGGGUUGGUCAAAUACUUAUUGAAGUUGAUUACUUGAUAAAAAGCCUUUGGCAUGGCGCAUACUUUCCAAAAGAUAAGCGUACAAAGUUUGCCGAACGCUGGCGACAUUUAGUGAAUUUCAAUACGCACACUGGUUUGCCUGAAACGAAGAGAAAUAUUGAACUGAUUUGGACGGAGGCAGGACUUCUGGAUAUUUCCAAAGAUCCAUGCUACUCUGAGCAUUUCGAACAGAUGCAUGGAAAAAGUAAGGAUGAUUCACAAGAUGAACUGCAAGUGUUUAACAAGCACAUUGAUGAGCUCUCGAUGACUCUGACAUUCUAUCAAAACAGUGUUCAACAUUAUAAUAGUAUGUUUCUUAUUGAUGCGAAGUAUCAUGUUAGCAGUGGUGUAAAAUCUGAUCAUGUUGAAUUGAAAUAUGCAGAGAAGUUACAGAAGGUAAUUACAAAACAUGAGAAGUUCAUUGAAAAAACUUUACCACUCAAAGCAGAUGUAUGUAGGCAACUUCUUCUGCUAAAAUUUGUCAGUUUCUUGGUGCCAUUCUUGAUUAGUUUGCGUAAAAGAUGUAAAAUUAUCAAUGCAAAUAAACUGCUACCGGGGUUUACAUUUGAAGAGUGCAAAACAGAACGUGUCUUGCCACCUUUGGCUAUUUCAAAAACCAAUAAAUGUAAGCAUUUUUUCACUCUUGAUGAUUCAUACACUCACUUGCAUGGAGCUAUAUACAUUGACAGGGAAACUGCAUCUGUUUCAGAGCUGCCGUUGAAUAUUGCUGAAUUGUAUGAUGAACUUUGUGCUGAGGCAUUGUCAAAAUUUGACAAAAUUGUUGAUGCUAAAUCACCCAUGUUAGAAAGAUACCCAUUGUCUACCAUUACCAUUGAUGGUAAAAACUAUUAUGCAGUUGCACUUUAUUUGGAAACAUUUUACCCAGUUUCGCCAAAGCAACCAAUUUGGGUUCAUGCCCAUUAUGAGGAGAUCAACAAGCUCAAGUACAAGAAACUACCAAUUCAAGAUUAUCUCAUUUAUGAAUUGUUCAAGAAGAGAUUUGGCACUCAGCAAACAAUGAAUCUCAAGCAGCAUUUUGCUGGUCUUCAAGCGGCCAGUCAAAGAGGUAUGGUUGCAGUGGUAUACAGUCUUGCCAGGCGACUACCAGCAUCCAGGCUAGCAAUGCAAAACAAUCUUGGUCUGUCUUUGAUUCAUUAUGCAGCAAUGUGCAAUCAGCCACAAGUCAUCACGUUAUUGGUGGUAAAUGGUUGUGACGUAAAUGUAAGGAGGUUCGACAGCAUCCAAUCACAACAAGGUAUAACACCUCUUCAUCUUGCAGCAAAAUGUGGCUCUCUUGAUAGCUUAUCCUGCCUUCUUGCUUACAAAGCGGAUGCUCUUUUAUUUGAUAACCAAGGCUGGUGUCCUGUCCAUUAUGCCAGUUAUUUCAAUCACCAAAGCUGUCUCAAAUAUUUAAUUAAAAGAAAUCGGGAUAUGCUGCAGUUACGUGCGAGAAACGGGAAUAAUGAAACACCAAUUUUGCUUGCUGCAUCAAGUGGAGCUCUGGAUGCUGUGAAAUGCUUGAUCGAACUUGGUGCAUCUGUAACAGAUGUGGACUCAGAGUGCAAUAAUUUGGUGCACAUUGCGACGCUUCAUCUGCAUACCAAUAUCCUGGAGUUUUUCAUCAUCGAAGGAGAUAAAGAGAUGUCAGUUUGGAUGAUAAUGGUUGAAAUGUUGAAAUCGGGUUUUACGCUACGUCAGAGAAAUGCAACCAAAGCUCUUGAAAUCUUGUCAGCGAGUAAUAAAGAUUACUGGAAAAAUAUAUUAUUUGCAAAUGGCGUACCGGCGUUGGUAUCGUUGCUUGUCGUUGAACAAGAAGUGAUCCAGGCCACAGCAGCGUCGGUGCUGUGCAACAUUGGCGAAAUCAAAGAAGUUCGUCGAGCAAUGUGUGAGGCGAAUGCAAUACCUGUAUUGGUUUCACUUCUUCAGUCUUCUACCCCUAUAAUCCAUUCUAGAGCUGCUGUACUACUUGCAGAUGUAUCGUGUGUUGGUGAAGCUGAUACAAUCGUUGAUCAAACCGGUCUACGAUGUUUGAUGGAAUUGCUUAAGUCUGACGUGGAGCAUGUGCUGGUCAAUGGUGUUAAUUGCAUUCGUAUAUUGUGUGAAAGUUAUUCAGUCAUUCAAGAAAACUUUGCUCGCAUGGAGGACGCCUUGGUAACUCUUGUUGAACUCUUGGGUACGAGCUCGAAACGCCUCCAAGCAAAUACUGCUUCGGCGUUGAGUGCUAUUGCUAAAGGGAGUCAUGAAAAUCAAGAUCGUAUCGCAUCAAUCCCUGGGGCUUUGAAAGGCCUUGUCAAUUUGAUGAACUCGAAGAAUGCGUUGUGUCAAGUGAAAGCUGCAAAUGCCAUUGAGUCUCUGGCGCAAGACAAUACUGAAAUUCAGAGGUUGUUGGAAGACAGAGGGGCUGUGCGACCUUUGAUAAAGUUACUCAAAGUAUGGUCUAUACCAGUUAAAGAACAGGGUGCAAGUGCAUUGUGGGCGCUAUCUGGUGACACGUUGCUGCAGCAACAGCAUAUUGCUGAUAUGAUUGGAAUAACUAUUCUUGUCGAUAUGCUCAUGUUGAGAUCAGAGAAACUUCAAUACAUAUCAGGAAUGGCUAUUAUUGCGCUGUCGAAAGAAAACUUUGCAAACCAAAGUCUCUUUGUUAAAGCCGGUGGUAUUCCACCGUUGGUUCGUUUAUUGAGGGCAUCGUCGACAUCACAUAAGAUUCUGCUAAUGGUGGUCAAAGUUCUUGGAACAUUAUGUGUUGGCGUUGCUCACCAAUCUCAUCAAACUAUUCAGUUGGAGAUAGCAAAUGCUGACGCUUUAUCGACUUUGGUACAUCUGUUGAGAGAAUGCAAGGAUCAAUUACUGCAGGUUGAGGUGGCUAACACACUUAGUAAGAUAGCAUUGCAUAAUCCCAAGAGUCAUGUCAUUCUUGUGAAAAAGACUCGAUUCCAUAUCUCAGAAAUACUUCAUCUACUGAGUUCAAAUGACGCAGAAGUCCGUUUAAAAGCUGUAACUGCGCUAGGAACGUUUGGUUUCAACAACACAGCGACGCAAUUCGCCAUUCGUAACGCCGGAGGAAUACCAAUGAGUUUUUUUGAGGAGUUUCUCGACUCGAAUGAUGAGAUAAGAAAAGGCCAUAUUGCUUUUCAGACUGUCGUUCUUGCUCGAGUAAUCAAAGAGAGUGACCCAGUUGAAUUGUCUGCUCGAGGAAUUGAAUGUCUUGUACAGUUGCUGAAAUCCGAAGACGAAGCAGUAAGAAUAUUGUCAGCUAGUCUUAUCGCAAGUUUAGCUCAUACUCGAGCUGGAAUACCAAAUGGUCUUGUGAUUGCAGGCGCUAUAAAGUUUUUGUUCAAUAAUUUGAUGUCAAGAAAUGAGCAAGUAUGCCGUAGUGCUGCGGUUGCCUUGGGUUACCUAUCUUUCAACGCUUCAGGAGCACGUGAAAUGCUCGUGAUCUGUCGCAACAUGCCCGGACUAUACAAUGUCUUGGAGGAAAAUAUGGGAAGCGGAAGGAUGUCGAUGGAAUUUGUCGAUAGCUGGCGGAGAGCUUUACAUGUUGGUUUACCCAGUAAAAGUCUUGAAAUUAAUGGAGGCCCUCCUGUUCCACGACGUUUAGCCUCUGAAGAAAGUUUACGGCGACCAAUGACGACCCAAAGCUUGUCGAUGUUUCGACAUGAAGCGAUCCGUCCUGUAAAGAAAGUUACGUUCUUAAGGUCGUGCGCUUCUGCACCUGCGAUGACAAGAAAAAACAAUUCGAGGCCGUUAUCACAAUAUGUCAGGAAUGUUCAUGUGGAAAAGACAACAAUAUUACAACUGCGGCCGCCCCUUGAAAACAAGGUGAAAUCCGGCGUAUCGGGUGCCCAUUGAAGCUCCUAAAGAGCAGUAGCAUACCUUAAACUAGGCGAAAUAAACUAUGGAGGCUUAUGUUGAAUUCAAAAUACCUUUAUAAUAUGGUAAAAUGUUAUGAAUUUCUUAAGCAAAAAAUUUUACCAGUCGA
Molecule: messenger RNA, 4504 nt
Organism: Xenia sp. Carnegie-2017
Lineage: Eukaryota; Metazoa; Cnidaria; Anthozoa; Malacalcyonacea; Xeniidae
Product: ankyrin and armadillo repeat-containing protein-like
Exons: 11
Coding region: 58-4374 (1438 amino acids)
Molecular function (GO): protein binding
Source: RefSeq, a predicted model, not a curated record